AUGUCCCUUACUGCAAAUGUCGAUCUUGACAUCCCUAUCUCGAGCUCGACGGUGACAGUUCGAGUGAUUGACUCAACCACAUCUCUCUUCCUCGACCCUCCCUUGUUCUGGGAACCUGAAAUUGAAGGGCUGAAAGGCGUCAACGCCCCAGCACUCUGUUUCCUGGUUUCCAAUGAGAAUUGCGACCCUCCUCGACACAUUCUCCUUGACCUCGCCGUACGCAAGGACUGGGAGAACUGCGCCCCCGCCACCGUCAGGCUCAUACGCCGAACAACCCAUGUUCGAGUUGAAAAGGGCAUCGCUGAGAUUCUAGAUUCAAAUGACAACAUCGACGAAUAUGAUAUUCGUCGCCGCGAUAUUGAAACCAUCAUCUGGUCACAUCGCCAUUUUGAUCAUGUUGGCGAUCCAUCAACCUUUCCCACUUCCACGGAGCUAGUUCUCGGCCCAGGAGCCAUCGCUGUAUGUUUGCCCGGCUACCCGACUAACCCGGACGCGAUGUUACUUGACUCAGAUGUCCGCGGCCGCAAAGUUCGGGAGAUUGAAUUCAAUGGUGAUUCGGCAGGCAGUUGCCAGGUUGGACGGGUUGAAGCACACGAUUACUUCGGUGAUGGCUCGUUCUAUCUCCUGAACGCGCCGGGACAUUGCGUUGGACAUGUGUGUGCCCUUGCUCGAGUCCAUGCGGGCCACGGGGGCCCUGAUUCCGACUCUUUCGUUCUUAUGGGUGGCGAUGCCUGUCACCACGCCGGCCUACUUCGCCUAUCCAAGUACCUCCCUCUCAGUCCGUCUCUACCUAAGUCUAUUUUCCAGGUUCACCCUAAGAACAGCACUAUAGAGCCAUUCAUGAACCCGUCUCGGAUUAUAUUUCCAGAUUACGAGAAGGCCGUUGAUACAAUCCGCAAGAUCCAAGAACUAGACGCUGCGGAUAAUGUUUUUGUGGUUUUGCCUCAUGACGGGUCCGUCGUGGGUCAUAUUCCACUAUUCCCUCGUCCGAUCAACGACUGGCAAGCCAUGAGGCUGGGGGUCAGCACUCGCUGGCUGUUUUGUAAGGACAUUAUGGGUGCUUAAUAUUAUAUGGUUUCGCCUUGCAGGGUUAAACAAGGUCGGACAAAC
Molecule: messenger RNA, 1110 nt
Organism: Aspergillus versicolor CBS 583.65
Lineage: Eukaryota; Fungi; Ascomycota; Eurotiomycetes; Eurotiales; Aspergillaceae
Product: MBL fold metallo-hydrolase
Exons: 3
Coding region: 1-1065 (354 amino acids)
Source: RefSeq, a predicted model, not a curated record